Molecule: messenger RNA, 3312 nt
Organism: Pogonomyrmex barbatus (red harvester ant)
Lineage: Eukaryota; Metazoa; Arthropoda; Insecta; Hymenoptera; Formicidae
Gene: Sema2a
Product: Semaphorin 2a
Biological process (GO): neural crest cell migration; negative chemotaxis; axon guidance
Cellular component (GO): plasma membrane
Molecular function (GO): semaphorin receptor binding; chemorepellent activity
Source: RefSeq, a predicted model, not a curated record
GAGAGAGAGUGAAGGAAGGAGAAAGGAGGAGCAACGAAAGAGGAUAGUGAAAAGGUGUUCUUUAUUUUCCUGUAACUAUGCAGAGGUACAGGCUACUACCGGACGCCAUGACGACGGUGUUUAGGACAGCUGUUCUAGCAGCUGUCCUGGGACAACUUAUAGGUCCCAGCGCGGCCAGCAGGCCCGCCGGCGCCCAUCCCGGACACGCUUAUUUCGAGCAACCAUGCUGCGGACGCUCUCAUCUCAGGCAUCACAAAGACCACGUGCGGGAAUUCAGCUGUGGCAUGCUGUACUACAGAACGCUCUACCUGGACAGUAAGAGGGACGCCCUAUACGUCGGAGCUAUGGACAAGAUCUUCAGGCUAAAUCUGAGUAACAUCAGUCAUUCCAACUGUGAGAGAGAUGUUUUGAAUUUGGAACCCAGCAACGUGGCAAAUUGCGUGUCGAAGGGCAAAUCGGAGCAUUUCGACUGCCGAAAUCAUAUAAGAGUAAUACAGCCGAUGGGAGAUGGCAAUCGACUUUAUAUGUGCGGUACGAAUGCGCACUCGCCCAAGGAUUGGGUGAUUUAUAGCAAUCUGACUCACUUACCGCGUCACGAGUUUGUCCCCGGGGUGGGAAUGGGCAUCGCGAAGUGCCCUUAUGACCCUGCGGACAAUUCGACGGCGGUCUGGGUCGAGAAGGGCAAUCCCGGAGACUUGCCAGCUCUUUAUUCCGGCACGAACGCCGAGUUCACCAAAGCCGAUACCGUAAUCUUUCGUACGGAUCUCUACAAUCUGACUACCGGUCGCAAGGCGUUCAAUUUCAAGAGGACACUUAAGUACGAUUCCAAGUGGCUCGACAAGCCGAAUUUUGUGGGCUCGUACGACAUCGGCAGCCACGUGUUCUUCUUUUUCCGCGAAACCGCGGUCGAGUACAUAAACUGCGGUAAAAGUGUGUACUCCCGCGUAGCGAGAGUUUGCAAGAGGGACACCGGCGGUAAAAAUAUACUUUCACAGAAUUGGGCUACAUACCUCAAGGCCAGAUUGAAUUGCUCGAUACCUGGCGAGUUCCCGUUUUAUUUCAACGAGAUACAGAGCAUUUACAAAGUACCGGGUGACGACACGCAUUUCUAUGGUACCUUUACCACAUCGACGAACGGGCUAAUGGGCUCCGCGAUAUGUUCCUUCCACAUUGACGCCAUCCAAGAGGCUUUCCGCGGAAAGUUCAAAGAGCAAGCGACUAGUAGUAGCGCGUGGCUACCAGUCUUGUCUAACAAAGUUCCGGAACCACGUCCAGGCCAAUGCGUUAAUGACACAGAGUCGUUGCCGGACACUGUUCUGAAUUUCAUAAGAUCCCAUCCUCUGAUGGAUUCCGCGAUUUCGCACGAGAACGAGAAGCCAGUCUUCUACAAGCGGGACGUCAUGCUUACGCGACUGGUCGUCGAUAAGCUGCGAAUUGACUUUGUGGGCAUCGAUUUGGAUUAUACAGUCUACUACGCCGGUUCCAGCGAUGGCCGCGUUCACAAGGUUGUACAGUGGAUCGACAAUAACGGCGAAUCCCAGUCAAUUCUGCUGGAUGUCUUCGAUGUCACGCCGGGCGAACCGAUACAGGCGAUGGAGAUCUCGAAGGAGCAUAAGGCUCUUUAUGUGGCGUCGGAUCAUCGGAUAAAGCAAAUCGAUCUGGUAAUGUGCACUCGACGAUACGACAACUGCCUGCGAUGCGUCCACGAUCCAUACUGCGGAUGGGAUAAGGACACGAAUAUAUGUAAACCCUACGAGCCAGGCCUUCUUCAGGACGUGUCGAACAGUACGGCGGAUGUUUGCGACAGCAGCGUCGGUAAACGGAAACUGGUUGUCACGUGGGGUCAGUCGGUGCAUCUAGGAUGCUUCGUAAAGAUGCCGGAGGUGUUGGCGAACCAGGAGGUGCGGUGGUACCAUUAUAGCAAGGAGAAGGGAAGGUAUCAGAUCGCGUACAAGUACGGUGCUGGCGGCGACAAAUUCAUCGAGACCUCGGAGAAGGGUCUGGUGAUCGUCGGCGUGAACGAGCAAGACGCCGGUAGAUACGACUGCUGGCUCGGCGGUGCUCUUCUGUGCUCGUACAACAUUACCGUGGACGCGCACAGAUGUUCAGCACCCGCCAAGUCCAACGACUACCAGAAGAUUUAUUCGGACUGGUGUCACGAGUUCGAGAAGUACAAGUCGGCGAUGAAGAGCUGGGAGCGAAAGCAAGCGCAAUGCGCCUCGAGGCAGAACGAUAGCAAUCAGAAUCUACACACGAACGAGGUGUACGGCACGCCUCUCGUCUGAUGGAGCCGAUCUUUGGGUCCCUCGUCGAGCCGAGAUCACGAUGACACGAUGAUACGCAUAAGCGUCCCGCCGAGGAAUCGCGGUUGGACUACGACUGGUUGGAUCGGUCUGGCCUUCCUGUUGGCCGGUCACGCCACCGUGCUCGGCCCAUUGGUCACUCGAGGACUCUCAAGUGACUGAGAUCAUGAAUCCAUGAUCCACGAACUGUCGAACUGAAAAUCCAAAGGUGUGGAAAACGCACACGCGUAAUCGAUCGUGCAUACCGCUAUCCACGUGCCACUGUGCCCGAGAGCUUCUCGGCGCUGCUGAUCGCGAGUGGCCAUCGAGUUUAUUGGCGGUCGGUGACCCGCGAGAUAUUCCAGUUCCGUUCUCGUCGCGCACCCGACUUUCCGUUAUGUAUAUUUCGUACUCGCUUCGCUGUAAAUAGACGUGUCGCACGCGAGCCGCGAAAGUGAAACCGGACGCUGCGGAACCUUGAACGCGGAACAGCGGGACGAUCCUCGGCUCGUAAAUUCCGAUAUGCGCAACUGGACUGGAAGUGAUGUUCCUCGGGGUGAACGGACGAUACCUCUUGUGCCGAAGAAUCGUGACUAAAGUUGCGAUUUUUCAUAUCUAAAUCGGUCGGCGCUAAAAACUGUAUGGAGAAACACCCUUUCCUUGAACCUUUUUAAUUAAUUUACCGUAUCGAGAGGAUUUAUGUGUACAUACGAUAUCGAAGCCUCAUUUACGGAAGACGACGCAACGUUAAUCACGAUAUCAUCGUGAUUGAGAUAUCGACCAUCAACAGGACAUCGAGAUUAAACGUUACGUCGAAGGAAGAAAGCAUGUUCUCCUGCAAUAUUUUUCGCAUCUACAACAGGAGGCGACCGACGAGCGAAAUCGAGGUGUAAUUUCCCGACAACAGAGAUGAGAGCAUCACUUGAAGGAUAGUCGUCAUAGCAAAUGGCCUGCACUCGUGAGGCUGAGAGGAAACGGCGGCGUCGGUCGAGGAAAGAAAGGUAAAAUGUCGCGUCGCGGAAGGAAAAAA